Xyrauchen texanus (razorback sucker) is the source of this 1700-nucleotide messenger RNA. RefSeq names its product family with sequence similarity 113 (gene fam113). NCBI's taxonomy places the organism in Eukaryota, Metazoa, Chordata, Actinopteri, Cypriniformes, Catostomidae. Bases 148 to 1299 code for a protein of 383 amino acids. The record is from RefSeq and is a predicted model, not a curated record. The transcript has 8 exons.
AUAAAAAGUUUUUGUGCUAUUCUGAUUUUCAGUCACAUUUUAGUGUGAUACAGGUACAGCCAUGGCGAGGCACGUGUCUCAACGCCAUGUUAGUCAACUGCUUCACAACAAGUUUGUUUUGGUCCUGGGUGACUCAAGUGAGUAACAAUGGACAUUUAUUUUCUAAUAGAAAUGGCCUUAUUAAUUUUUGACUCAAGCUUUUAUAUGGUUGUUUUCUCUCCAGUUCAGCGGUCAGUAUACAAAGAUUUAGUGAUGAUGUUGCAACGAGACGCAUAUUUAAGUUCAUCGCAGCUAAAAUCCAAGGGUGAGAUUUCUUUUGAAAGAGAUUGUCUGGUGGAAGGUGGAAGGCUUGGCGAAAUGAAUAAUGGGACGACUUAUAGAGAAGUGAGGCAAUACCGGACAGACCACCACCUUGUACGGUUUUAUUUUAUUACCAGAGUAUUCUCAUGUUAUAUGGAGAGCAUCCUUGCUGAUAUCGACAAUGGCAUGAAGCCAGAUCUUGUCAUAGUCAAUUCCUGUGUGUGGGAUGUAUCCAGGUACAGCCGAGAAUGGGCCUUUGAGUACAGGGAGAACCUCGAGAAGUUCUUCAGGCAGCUAAAGACCAUUUUGCCAAAAGAGAGCCUGGUGGUGUGGAACAUGACCAUGCCCCUGGGCAAGAAAAUUGUGGGAGGUUUCCUGGUGCCAGAGAUACAGCACAUGGGUCCAGCUUUAAGAUUUGAUGUGAUCAACGCAAACUUUUAUGGAGCCACUCUAGCCAAUGCGUAUGGCUUUGACGUGCUGGACUUGCACUUUCAGUUUCGCUUCAGCCUGCAUCACCGAACACAUGAUGGAGUGCACUGGAAUGCCGUCGCCCACCGCAAAAUAACUUGUCUGUUGCUGGAACAUGUUGCACAGGCAUGGGGAGUGGAACUAUCAAUCUCUGACCAGCGUAGUGCAGAUACUCGCCUGCCAUUACUUGAGGGUUCCUUCCUGCAAAAAGUUACUUCAAGGGAUCUGAAUCGCUAUCAAGGUACAUUUCUAAAUGGUGACCAGAGAUACUUCAGUCCUGUGGAACCUGCCAUCCCCUACAACAACGGUCCAGCAUGGAGACAAGGCCAAAGGAUGAGGCCAUAUGGUGGCUUUGGACCACAGUUCAAGGAUGAUUUACCUCCCCCCUUUACUGCAGAUUUCCACAGAGGUGCUGUCAAUCCAACUGCUGCCCCCUAUUGGCCAGUGAACAACUUGGUCAUGAAACAGAGACACAGAAGGCCAUAUAAUCCUUACACAAGAGAGAGACCACGUCACUUCUACAAAUAUUAAACCCAUAGAGACAACUAAAUGUGUUUGGCCAUAAUACAAAUCUUUGAUCAUCAAACUUUACCCUUUACAUAAAAAGGAACAUAUUUUGCAUGUCUAGUUAAAGAACAUAAUGCUUUUUCUGCUUGUUUAUCUCCUUGUUAUGGAGGGUGUGUGUUUUACGCAUUGAAAUGUUUCUGUUGCGUCUUUGUUUUAAAUAUGAUGCUUGUUUAUGAAGUCUAAGAUCCCAAAUAACUGUAGAGGAGUCAUUCAGUGUUACUAGAUUCUCAUGUGUAUUAAUGUCACAAUAAUACUAAAAUGUGAUACAGCAAUAGAUCGAUUACCACUUUAAUGAAAAAAAAUCAGCAACACAGAACCUUUCUGGCACUUUUGUUUUUACUCUGAAAUAAACAAUUCUUUUAAAA